This is a messenger RNA of Scleropages formosus (Asian bonytongue), 2567 nucleotides long. RefSeq names its product protein-glutamine gamma-glutamyltransferase 2-like. The record is from RefSeq and is a predicted model, not a curated record. Bases 112 to 2184 code for a protein of 690 amino acids. The transcript is spliced from 13 exons. Gene Ontology annotation, biological process: peptide cross-linking. NCBI's taxonomy places the organism in Eukaryota, Metazoa, Chordata, Actinopteri, Osteoglossiformes, Osteoglossidae. Gene Ontology annotation, cellular component: mitochondrion. Gene Ontology annotation, molecular function: protein-glutamine gamma-glutamyltransferase activity.
CUUGAGCAGGGAAGUCUGAGACGUGAUAUAAAGGCGAAAGUCCGAGCGCUGCGGUACACAGCAGCUGAGCCUCAAACACACAACCUGCAGAGUCCAGCAGCAGCAGGAGCCAUGAACACAGAGCCAAUUGUCUCCACUUUGAGAAUUGCCAGAUGUGAUCUGGAGUAUAAGAGGAACAACACCAAUCACCAUACUCAGCUGAAUGGAGUGAAUCGCCUGAUUGUGCGGAGAGGCUGGCCAUUUACUAUCACUCUGCACUGCGGUGAAAGCACCUUUCAGCUGGGGGUCACCACCCUGGGUUUCAUUGCUAAGACAGGGCCAUGCUCCUCAAAGGAAAAAGGAACUAAGGCUGUCUUCAAGUUGAGUGAAUCUAUUUCUGAAUUGCACUGGAGCACAGCUGUCUGCGACAUCAGUGGGGACAAAGUCUCUCUCUCCAUCUGCUCACCCCCUGAUGCCCCCAUUGGCCUCUACUCUCUGACUUUGAUCCAAGCUGGCAAGGUCGGUCUCGGAACCUUUGUGCUACUCUUCAACCCCUGGUGUCCAAAUGAUGCAGUGUACUUGGAGAGCGAAGAACAGCGAAAUGAAUAUGUUUUAUCUCAAGAUGGUCUGAUCUACAGGGGUACCCCAAAGUACAUCGUGGAAAAGCCAUGGAAGUUUGGUCAGUUUGAACCUGGGAUCCUUGACAUCUGCCUUAGAAUCCUGAAUGAAAACCGAAAAUACCUGAAGAACCCAGCUGAUGACUGCUCAGCUCGAAGGAGUGCUGUAUAUGUCACCAGGGUGCUGAGUGCUCUGAUCAACUGUAAUGACGACAAAGGUGUGCUUCAGGGAAGAUGGAGCAACAAUUAUUCAGGUGGCAAGGAGCCGGGAUACUGGUCUGACAGUGUAGAGAUACUGCAUUUGUGGAACAGCACCUCCUGUAUGAAGGUGUGCUAUGGCCAGUGCUGGGUCUUUGCUGCUGUGGCAUGCACGGUCUCCAGAGCUCUGGGAAUACCCUGUAGAGUUGUCACGAACUUUGAGUCUGCUCAUGAUACCAACAGCAACCUGAAAAUUGAGAAGUACUUUGAUGAAAAUGGACACUCUCUUGGUGGCAGUGAUUCAGUAUGGAACUUUCAUGUUUGGGUGGAGAGCUGGAUGAGUCGUCCAGAUCUGGAACCUGGUUACGAUGGCUGGCAGGCCAGUGACCCAACACCACAGGAGAGGAGUGAAGGAGUUUUUUGUUGCGGCCCUGUGCCCUUGAAAGCCAUCAAGGAGGGAGAGCUUACCAUAAAGUACGACGCUCCCUUCUUGUUCGCUGAGGUCAACGCCGAUGUGGUCAAUUAUGUGAAGCAUAAUAAUGGCAGUCAGUCCAUCAUUGGCACAUCGUCCACUACAGUGGGGCAGAAGAUCAGCACUAAGAGUGUGGGCAGCGAUGUGAGGGAGGAUAUCACACACCUCUAUAAGUACCCUGAAGGUUCAAAAGAAGAAAGACAGGUGUUCCAGAAGGCCAGCCACCACAAUAAGCUCCAGAAGAUAGGGGCAGAGCCACGGCUGCGUAUCAAGAUCAGUGUGUCCAAAGAUAUGAAGAGGGGCAAGGACUUUUAUGUGUUCACGGAUGUUGUCAAUAAGACCCCCGUCUCAAAGUUGUGCCAGCUCAAGUUUUAUGCCCAGGCUGUUUCCUAUAAUGGCAAGUUGAGAGACUCCAUUGAACAAAAAGAAACUAGCUUUGACAUUGCUCCAAAUGGUGAGAAGAGAACUUCCCUGAGGCUCAAAUACCACCAGUACUGUGAGUCCACAGCCCUGGAUAAUAUGAUCCUGCUGGUUGCCCUCAUCACUGACUGUAGCACCAAAGAAUACUUUGGAGCGACAAGAACCAUCGUCCUGGAGAACCCAGAGAUCCAAAUCAAAAUCCUGGAUGACCCCAAGGUGAACCAGCCGCUGACUGCUGAGAUCUCCAUGCAGAACCCUCUUCCUGAGACCCUUGAGAAUUGCUCCUUCAGUUUUGAGGGGACCAACCUGAUUGCUGGGAAAACCAUUCAAAGGAUUGGUUCUCUGCAGCCUGGAGAAGAUGCCAAGGUCACUGUGUGCUUCAUUCCCAACAGCCCUGGGAUGAGGAAGCUCCUGGUUGACUUCAGCAGUGACAAGUUGUGUAACAUUAAAGGCUUCAAGAAUAUCUUGGUUAGAUGUGAACAGAACGCAGCUGCAUGACCAGCUUCUAUAAUGCUUAAUAAGUGCUAUUAUAACAUGUAUCUUCUCUCUGUCAUCUGUCUUUUCAUGGCAAUUCUUUCAGUAAGUCUGCUAAAGUAUCCCAUUUUUAUGAAUCAUUAAGACAAAUUCAAAUUACUUCUUCAGUCAGUAUAUUUUUUAAUCUUUCUGUAGGUAAUUCUGUUUAACCCGAUGUAAAAUAAUCAUAUGUCAUAUAACAGUAUAUGCUGACUAACGUGUUUUGUUAUAAUGGCAGAUUGAAACAUCAAGGACUGAUUCUGCUGUGAGUACAGUGAGCUAGACUGACCUUAUGUAAUACACUAAUUGAUCACAAAGGGUUAUGUUAAGCAUGAUGACAAAUUAUACACUGUAAACCCUAUUUUGUC